ACUUGCGUUGCUUACCGUCACAGGGAUACAGUGUUAAAUGAAUCCUGCUGAACUCAAUCAGUACCAACCAGUCGCUACCUUUGAGAAGCUCGAAAGCUCACAUUUCUACAAAAUGGAAAAGGGUAGUCCAUCGCGCCAGUUUAUGGCUGGUAUUAUCGUAAACCUUGCCUCAGUUAUGGUUGGCACAUCACUCGGCUGGACCUCGCCAAUUGCGCCCAAGUUUGCCUCGAAAGACGACACACCGCUCGAUACGAUCCCGACGACAUCGGAAAGCUCCUGGAUUGCUUCCUUGACAGCACUCGGUGCACUGAUCGCGCCCUUCCUAGCUGGACCGUCAGCGGAACGAUUUGGACGUAAGCUCACCCUACUCGGCAGCUCAGCUUUCUUCAUCCUGUCCUGGGUGUUGCUGUUGACGACAGAAACCGUAGUGCAGGUGCUUGUAGCUCGCUUCUUUCAAGGAUUGGGCGUUGGUUUUGUGAUGACUGUGCAAACAAUGUACAUUGGUGAGAUCGCCAGUAGCGAGUAUCGUGGUGCGCUAGGGUCACUGAUGCAGUUGUGCAUCGUUACUGGAAUUCUGUACGUGUACAGCAUCGGUCCGUAUGUCUCGUACCACGCACUACAGUGGGCCUGCCUGGCACUACCGAUCGUAUUCGAUGCAACAUUCUUCUUCAUGCCCGAAACACCAGCCUAUUACAUCGCGAAAGGUGACAAAGAGAAGGCAGUCGAAUCGUUAUGCUUUCUGCGCGGCAAAACUGUGGAAGGUGUGCAGGAGGAACUGCACGAAAUAUCGACCACCGUCGAGGAGUCGCUCAAGAACAAGGGAACGUUGUUGGAUCUUUUUCGCAAUGCCGGUAACGUGAAGGCACUGAUCAUAUGUGCUGGACUGAUCAGCUUCCAACAGCUGUCCGGCAUUAACAUAAUUCUGUUCUACAGUCAGAACAUUUUCGAAAGCACCGGCAGCAGUUUGUCCCCGGCCGUUUCCACCAUUCUCGUCGGUGCGGUACAGGUGUUGGCGAGUGGUGCCACACCACUGAUUGUCGAUCGACUCGGGCGUAAGCCAAUCCUGCUAACGUCCGCUGGAGGCAUGUGCUUGUCGCAAGGUACGAUGGGAUUGUACUUUUUCCUCAAGUACAUCGAAUCACCGUCCAUCGACAGUCUUGGCUGGUUGCCAAUUAUGUCGCUAAUCUUUUUCGUCACGGUGUACUGUAUCGGAUUUGGACCGUUGCCGUGGGCAGUGCUUGGGGAGAUGUUUCCGGCGAACGUCAAGUCGAUCGCAUCGUCGAUCGUUGCCUCCACCUGUUGGGUGCUUGGUUUCAUUAUUCUGCAAUUCUUCUCCGACCUCGACAAGGCCGUCGGUUCGCACUGGUCGUUCUGGAUCUUUGGCAUCCUUUGCGGGGUGGCGUUCGUGUUUACCUUUACUACGAUGAUGGAAACGAAGGGACUUAGCUUACAGGAGAUUCAGGACCGACUGAACGGUAAAGCCUAA
This is a messenger RNA of Anopheles maculipalpis, 1486 nucleotides long. Its product is annotated as facilitated trehalose transporter Tret1. Gene Ontology annotation, cellular component: membrane. The coding region runs from base 38 to 1486 and encodes 482 amino acids. Gene Ontology annotation, biological process: transmembrane transport; carbohydrate transport. The transcript has 4 exons. Lineage: Eukaryota; Metazoa; Arthropoda; Insecta; Diptera; Culicidae. Gene Ontology annotation, molecular function: sugar transmembrane transporter activity. The record is from RefSeq and is a predicted model, not a curated record.